AUGCAUGACGCAUACGAAGCAAGUCCUAUUUUAAAAUUAACUGUUCAAAUUGAAUCUAUGGCAGCUUAUGAUGAUAAUUUAUUAAUUGGAACACGUGAAGGUCAUUUAUUAAUAUACAAUGUACCUAUGAAAUCAAAUGAAUAUGGAAAACUGGAAUUGUUAAGAUAUAGCAAAAAUUUUAGUAAAAAAAGAAUUGUUCAAGUUGAUGUUGUACCAGAGUAUAGUUUGUUAAUUCUCUUGACAGAUGACAUUAUUUGUGUUCAUGAUUUAAAUUCUGUAAAUAUUCAACAAAUAAAUCAAUUAUCUAAGACUAAGGGAGCAACACUAUUUGCUUUGGAUGUUCAACGCGCUGGGAGCUUGACUGGUGUUAGAUUAUGUGUAGCUGUGAAGAGAAAACUUCAAUUAUAUUACUGGAAAGCGAACAAUAAUCAGUUUGAAGAUUUAGGCGAUGAACCACGCAAUGAAAUAUCAUUGUCAGAUGUACCACGAGAAUUAGCAUGGUGUGGUGAGACACUGAUAGUGGGUUUUCAUGGUUUGUCUUACACAUUAAUAAAUCUUGACGGUAAAACCAAAGAAUUAUUUCCAACUGGUAAACCACCAAAGCCAAGUAUUACUAAAUUAUCAAACAGUUCAUUUGCUUUGGGCAAAGAUUCACAGUCUAUUAUAAUGAAUACCACUGGUGACUUGAUACAGCAUAAUCCAGUCAAGUGGACUGACUCACCAACCGCUACAGUAUGGGAUGAUCCUUAUUUGCUAGGAAUUGUGCAUGAUACUCUUGAAGUUUAUACUCUUGAAGGCUCAUUACAUAUUCAGACUUUGGCGGAUUUUAAUAAAGCGCGACUUUUGUGUAGAUGUAAGCAAGGAAGAGUUUACAUAGCUUCAAUUAGUCAGGUUUGGUGUGUCAGUUCGGUUGAUGUUGAACUACAAAUACGAAAAUUACUCGAACAAAAUCAAUUUCAAUUAGCUUUAAAACUUACAAGUUUAUCAGACACCACAGAGGAGGAAAAGGCUAAGCGAACGUAUAAAAUUCAAACGCUAUAUGCUCAUCAUUUAUUUUGUAACAAAAAGUUUCAAGAAGCAAUGAAACAAUUUCAAGAAUUAGGAACAGAUCCGUAUGAAGUUAUAAGACUAUUUCCGCAUUUAGUAUCACAGUCUAGUAACACGAAUGAUGUUAAUGAACCAGUUGCUGGUUUACCAAAGCUACAAGAUAGGGAUUUAGAAAAUGGACUAUUGGCAUUGAUUGGUUUCUUGACUGAAGUGCGACAUAAUUUAAUGGGUAGCACUGACUCAAAGGACAAAGAUAAUAAAACUGAAAAAAAUAAGGAUAAAGAUAAAAAAGCUAUGACAGCUGUUGCAACGGAACAAUUAUUAAAAAUAAUAGAUACAACAUUAUUAAAAUGUUACUUACAAACGAACGAUGCAUUUGUUGCUCCAUUACUGCGUCUCAAUCAUUGUCAUCUGGCUGAAGCUGAAAAAACUCUUCUGAUGCAUCAAAAGUAUCCGGAAUUAAUUAUUUUAUACCAAACAAAAGGACAACAUAAAAAAGCUCUUGAGUUAUUGGAAAAACAAUCUAAACAAAAUGAUUCAAGCUUGCGUGGAACUGAAAGAACUAUUCAGUAUUUACAGCAUUUGGGGAAAGAUCAUAUGGAUUUAAUUUUGAAAUUUUCCGGAUGGGUUUUAGAACAGGAUCCGGAACAAGGUUUACGUAUAUUCAUGGAAGAUAUUCAGGAAGUGGAACAACUUCCGAGACCAAAAGUUUUAGAUUAUCUGCUUCGCUGUCACAAAGAUUUAGUAAUAACUUAUUUAGAAUACGUGGUGCGUGUCUGGGAGGAUGAGAAUCCUCUUUUUCAUAAUGUUCUUGUCCAUCAGUACAAAGAAAAAUGCUUAGCGUCAAUGAGCUUAGCAGCAACACCAGCUGAAAAACAGAGUGGUGAACAUGUUCGACAAAAACUACAACAAUUUUUAGAAAAAUCAACACAAUAUACUGCUGAAACAGUAUUGAUUCAAUUUCCAUCAGACUGUUUGUACGAAGAACGAGCUAUUAUACUCGGUAGGCUAGGUCGUCAUCAUCAGGCAAUAUCUAUCUAUGUAAAUUUACUCAACGAUGUGCCAAGGGCGAUUCAAUAUUGUAAAAAUGUUUAUGCUAGAUACGAGAGUCAAAAAAAUAUUGAAGGCGGUAAGUGUCAAGACGGAGCUGAUGAAGUUUAUGUGACACUUAUUCAACAACUUCUUAAACCUGAACCAUUUUUUGUAUCUGGUUCAUCAGAGAUACAAAAGACAGCUCAGCCAGAUUUAGAAACUGCGUUAGAAUUAUUAGAACAGUAUGCCUCGAAGAUAACUCCAAUUAAUGCUCUCCAAGUGUUACCUGAUAACGUUCCAAUUGGGCGGAUAAGACAUUUUUUAGAGGCCAGUUUACACAAUCAACUGAGUGAAAGAAGAAAAACUCAAGUAUUGAAAGGAUUAUUACAAGCUGAACAUCUUCAGGUACAAGAACAAAGGAUGCAUUAUGAAUCUAAAAGUGUACUCAUGACUGAAUUUAAUAUAUGUCCUGUAUGUAAAAAAAGAUUCGGCAAUCAAAGUGCAUUUGCAAGAUAUCCAAAUGGAGAAAUUGUUCAUUACUCAUGUCAAGAACGUAAAACAUAA
Messenger RNA from Cotesia congregata, 2643 nucleotides. The record is from the annotation of a GenBank genome assembly. NCBI's taxonomy places the organism in Eukaryota, Metazoa, Arthropoda, Insecta, Hymenoptera, Braconidae.